AUGUUGCGCCUCGAGCUCAGCGCCAAGCAGGUGCUUCUGAUGCUCUGCGUCAUCAACUUUUUGAACUUCUUCGACCGCGGUCUCAUCCCGGGCGCCCCGAUCGAGUUUCAAGCGUUCGUGCAAUCGGCCCACAACGUGUCGUCAAGCCACGUGAGCGUCUACAUUGGGCUGCUCCAGACGUCGUUCAUCGGGUCGCUCUCUAUCUUCGUGUGCGUCUUUGGCUACCUCUCGCGCACGCAGCGCCCGUUCUUCCUGACGGCGCUCGGCCUCUCGGUGUGGCUUCUAGCACUCGUCUGCUGCGCACUCGCCAAGCCGCUCAACAGUUUUUACGUGCUCCUUGUCGGCCGCCUCGUCUCUGGCAUCGGCGAAGCGUCGUUCCAGGCCACAGCGCCGGCGUUCAUUGACGCGUUCGCACCGCCCACCAAGCGAACGUUGUGGCUCGGCGCCUUCUUUGCGCUCGUCGCCGUCGGCGAGGCGGUCGGCUUCUCGGUGAGUGCACUUCUGGCCGCCAGUGUCGGAUGGGAUGUCGGGUACUACCUCACGGCGAUCCUCGCCCUCCCACUUGUCCACGCCUGCUACCAUUUCGUGCCCCACGAGCUCAACAAGCCGACCCUGUCGCCAGAAUGCGCGCCGAAUGAGGAUGCGCUCUUGCCGUCGGCGACGACAUCGUACUGGCGCACGACGUGGCAAGUGCUCUGCAACCCGAUCUUUGCGACCGCGACGCUUGGUUGGGCGGCGUAUGCGUUCACGAUCGGUGGUCUCUCGACGUUUGCGCCGGCGCUCUUCAUCGGGCUCGGUGUCCUCGACGUCUCGGUCGCCUCGAUCGCCAUGGGUGGCAUCGUCGUCGUCUCCAGCCUCACGGGCGCGCUCCUCGGCGGCUACCUCCUCGACCGCAGCUGCCGCGACCACGAAGACGACCGCCACUUUCGACUGCGAAAAGCUUCGCUGCAGAUGCUCGGCUCGAUGAGCCUCGGCGUGGCCCUUCUCUUUCUCUCCAUGUGCGCGCUGGACGGACCGCCGAUUGUCGUGCUGGCGCUCAUCCUGCUGGGGCUCAUGUGCGUGCUCAUGUCCCAAGCGCCGCUCACGACUGUCGUGCUCCUCAGCGUCAAGUGGAGCCAACGCAGCUACGCCGUCGGGCUCAACACGCUGCUCAUGCACCUCCUCGGCGAUGUCCCUGCGGUCGUCAUCCUUGGCGCGCUCAAAGAUCGCUGGGCACCACACUGCGGUAGCGUCGUGGACAUUAACGGAUCCGACGUGCUCGACCCGAACUGCCAUUUGGACGCGACCGGUCUCCGCGCGACCCUUGCAUUUGCCUACGGCUGGCUACUGUGGGCCGUCCUCUUUUGGGGCGCGACGUACUACUUGGCGCGCGCCCGCACGACGAGUACGGACGUCGAGAUCGAUGGCGACAUGAUGACCAUGCCCCAAACGCCAACCCUCCGCCCGAUCGUUUUGCUCAACGGCAUCCGCAAAGCCGUCUCUGUGAUGGUGCUCAAGCGGAUCCAGCCGAAGCUCGACAAGCAGAUUGGCGCGUAUCAGAGCGGCUUUCGCCCUGGACGCAGCACGGCCGACGUCGUUUGGUCGCACAAGUGGCGCAUCGCCCGCAUCCGCCAGUACGAAGAGCAGUUCUCUAUCCUAGGUAUCGACUUUUCACGCGCGUUCGACACGAUCGACCGCGCGAAGCUCCUCGCGGUGCUUCGAGGCUUUCUCGACGAUGAUGAAGUGCGCCUGGUUCGCAUGCUGCUCACGACCACGACGCUCCGGCUGCGCAUCGACGGCAAGUCGCACAGCCCCUUUGCCGCCGAUCGCGACGCCUGGAAGGAAUCCACGGAGCUUGUCAUCAUGGGCCUCACCCGCGGCCACAAACGCCGCCGCGCGACUACAGAGGAACACGAUGCGCCCCCGCGCCGCCGCCUGCGCAGCCACGGCCCGGCGAGCGAAUGA
Saprolegnia parasitica CBS 223.65 is the source of this 1944-nucleotide messenger RNA. RefSeq lists its product as hypothetical. Gene Ontology annotation, molecular function: transmembrane transporter activity. The transcript has 3 exons. The record is from RefSeq and is a predicted model, not a curated record. The coding region runs from base 1 to 1944 and encodes 647 amino acids. Gene Ontology annotation, biological process: transmembrane transport. Gene Ontology annotation, cellular component: membrane. Lineage: Eukaryota; Oomycota; Saprolegniomycetes; Saprolegniales; Saprolegniaceae.